AUGUCGGUGAAUCCUCCCUCCAAUGCCAUCUCUACGAAGAGAAAACCGAUGGAUCAUCCAAACUCCGACAGACCAGAGAAGACUCACAAAGCUAACACCGCCCCGCCUGUUCCCCUUGAUUCACGUCCACCUUCUGAUCUUCAGGAAUCACCCAGAUGGCACCCAUAUCAUUCGGAUGGUAAUGUAAUACUCCGAGCGGACGACGGGACUCUGUUCGGAGCAGAUAGCUGGAGACUUGCUAAAGCGAGUACCGUAUUCAAGGAUAUGUUCGAUAUUCCUCAACCGAUAUCAUUCGGAUAUCCCAAAGCCUCAAGAUGGGUAAACCAAGACCAACCUAUCGAUAAACAAGUGACAUCUUUCAUACUGGAAACGUUUCUUAACCUGAUCAACGUAUCGAUCCCUUCCUUAUCCAACGGAUUAUCUUUCGCUCAAAUGACCGCUUUAUCAGGUUUAUGCGACAAGUUCAUCGUCACGAAAAACAUUGUAGCUCAAGUCUCACGCGGAUUACUGCUCGCGGGGGCCAACGAUCCUUGGGAUCUUCUCGUCUGGGCAAGUAAGAAGGAUUUUUUAUCCAUGGGAAGGAAGGCUUUGAGCUAUAUGGGGCCAGAAGGAUUCACCAAAGUGUACCCGAGCCCGCCAGUGCUCAAUGGUCGAUCGAGUGACGACACCACCUUGAAAUAUAAACCAUUCUGGGAUAGGUUUCAUCUCCUUUCACCAUCUUGGCAGAUUGCCUUAAUUUCCACAGCUUUUCCUCAACCCACUUUUAGACCAGCUGAGAACUCUAACACCGCCUCCAAAACCAAGAAAAUCUCCAAAAAUAGUCCAAAAGGCAAAACUCAAGGCGUACCCAGCUACGACACCGGUCCAGCGAAAUCAGGAACAUUCGAGAUGGUAAUGGCUUCUUGGGAUGAGAUGGUGAAAGGCUUCAACCCUCAAAGCUAA
Kwoniella mangroviensis CBS 8507 is the source of this 942-nucleotide messenger RNA. RefSeq lists its product as uncharacterized. The transcript is spliced from 2 exons. Bases 1 to 942 code for a protein of 313 amino acids. The record is from RefSeq and is a predicted model, not a curated record. Lineage: Eukaryota; Fungi; Basidiomycota; Tremellomycetes; Tremellales; Cryptococcaceae.